GUUAACCCGGAACAGAAACUUUGAACUCCGAGUUUGGACCAAUAGAAGAGAUGCAGGCUGCCGGUGGAAACAACAGCUGGCUCAGAUUGUUUGCUGCUAUGACAGGACGCUGAUUUAAGAGAAAUGAAUGCAAGGAGGAAAGGUGGGAAGCCAAACAGAGGAGGGGGGAGAUUUAACAAACCAAGAGGAGGUGGAGGUGGCGGCGGCGGAGGAGGAGGGAGUCGCAAAGGAGGAGCAGGUCUCUGGGAUGAUGGGGAUGAUUUCAGCCUCGAUUUUGGUCCCUCUCGUUCCAGCAGACCUGGGAAAGGACGAGGUGGUGGUGGUCGUUCUGGUCCCAGAAAUGGAGGUCGAGGAAGGGGUGGGAGGGAUCGAGACAGAGACAGCAGAGGGGAAGGGAGAGGUGGCGGUAAGGCUCUACCAAGAUCCCUGGCGAGUACAAGGAUGCUUCCAAAGUCGGGUGGCAGCAUCAGACAGGAAGCGAGCAACAUGCCCAUGCAGAGGAUCUUCAUGACUAAUGAGAACCAAGAGCAACUCAAGGAGCUCCUGCGGGACCUGCAGACCCUAGACUUCGAUGAGCCCUAUGAUGAAUGUGGGUCAGAUUAUUCGGGGGGUGAAGACGAAGAGGAUGAGGAGGAAUUUGAUGAGUUGGAUCAGCGUGAGGAAGGCCAGUUUUGGGCCACUAGUGAUGAUCCGGUGGAGCAAGCAGAGAGCCUGAUGUAUGACCCGGAGUCUGAUGAUGAGCGGCCCUCACCUGAACCUGUUAUCUCCUUGUUUGCUAUUGGAAAACUCUGCAGGUAUGGUUUUGACAGGGAGCGCAGCAAACAGGCGCUGGAGAGUGGAGGAGGGGAUUUCGGGGCGACUUUGGAGCAGCUCCUCCACCAAAUUUUCAGCGAGCGCUAUGGCCAGAAGGCAGUUUCCCCUGACAACCUUGCAGCAGUGCCUAUGGAUGAGUGCUUAAACCAGAGGCAGGAGGAAGCUCUGGCGCUGGCUGCCAUUUAUGGAGAGCGCUUCAGCGAGCGUAUAGCCAAUGCAGUCUGGACAGUAACGCUGGAUCUUUCAUUCCUCUCAAACAAGUCUGCCAAGAAUAGCAAAGACUCAGCUGGUCGGACCAGUGGACAAUCUGCAAACAAUAGCGCCAUCUGCAAAUUCUACUUGAAGGGUCAAGGCUGCCGGUUCGGAGACAAAUGCAAGUUCAGACAUGAACUGGCCACCAAAGGGAAGUCUGGGGCUGGUUCCUCAGACCUGAAGGGCCCCAGCCAGCCCGGCUUCAGCAGCUACUCUCCUCCUGAGUAUGAACUGGAAAUCCGUUUCCCCAAAGGAAACCGUUACCCGUUUCAGGCACCGAUAGUUGCCUUCAGUACCAAUGACGAGUCUGUAGGGGCUGCAGGGAGGCUGAGCGUCACAGAGAGAUUAUUUGGAGAAGCUCUGGCUGCAGCGAAGAGCAGCGAACCUGUUGUUUUCACUCUGAUAACCUUAUGUGAGGAUGAGGAUGCCAUGAAGGAACUGUUGGCUGUCAGUCAUCACAAAUACAGCACGCCGCCACCUGUUGUGGUUGUUUCCCCGCCUUCUCUUGCCAUAGCAAAGAGUAAGAGUGUGAGGAGCAAUACCUCUGAGGAAAGCAGGAGUAGCACCAGCAGUGUUAAUCACACAAACAGCAGGAGGAAUGUGCCACCCAACAACCAGAAACCCACAGACCUGAAAGAGACAGAAGAAGCAGAAGAGCUGAAUGAAAGGGAUGAGGAUGAGGAAGACCAGGCUGUUCCAGUUGAGAAUGAAAGUUACGUCAAUCUGAGGAAGAAGAUGGUGAACAGGCACAAUCAGAAGAUUAGCAACCUGCUGCAAGAAAACGGCAAGCUGUGCAGGGAGUUCCAGAAGAAGCAGUCAUCCAGGCGCUUCAGAUCCAUGCUGGAAGAGAGGAAGAACCUCCCGGCUUGGCAAGAAAAGGAGAACAUCCUGGAUUUGUUGGACCACUGUCAGGUGCUGGUGGUCAGUGGGAUGACUGGGUGUGGUAAGACGACUCAGAUCCCUCAGUUUAUCCUGGACGCCUCUUUAACUGGUCCUGCAGCUCAGGUGGCCAACAUCAUCUGCACACAACCGCGACGCAUUUCUGCCAUUUCUGUGGCUCAGAGGGUGGCACAAGAACGUGCAGAGAGUCUGGGCAAAUCAGUGGGUUACCAGAUCCGCCUGGAGACUGUCAGGACGUCGGCCACCAGACUGCUGUACUGCACCACAGGCGUCCUGCUGAGGAGGCUGGAGGGUGAAGCAGACCUGAAAGACGUGACACAUGUAAUCGUGGAUGAGGUGCACGAGCGAACAGAGGAGAGCGACUUCCUGCUCUUGGUGCUCAAAGACUUGAUUGCACAAAGGCCAGAUCUGAAGAUCAUUCUAAUGAGUGCCACUCUUAACGCCAACCUCUUCUCUGACUAUUUCCACAACUGCAGUACUGUCCACAUACCAGGACGUACGUUCCCUGUUGACCAGUUUUUCCUUGAAGAUGCCAUCACUAAAUCUGGCUAUGUCAUUGAGGAUGGCAGCCCUUUUAUGCGCUCAGGGAAACAGAAUCCGUCUUCCACUGGUGGACGAGGCAGCAAAGGUGAUCCCAGGAACGUGGUGGAUGACUUGGGCGAGGACGUGUGGAACUUCAUGUCUUUUUGUAAGAAGGACUUUGUCAAAGACUCGAUCCCAGACCAGCAGCUCAGCCUCCAGGACCUCACAGUCAGAUAUAAAGAUGCUAAGAAGUCUGUGAUCAAGACCAUCGCUGCAAUGGACCUGGAUAAGAUCAACAUGGACCUGGUGGAAAGCCUGCUGGAGUGGAUAGUAGAUGGAAAACACAACUACCCACCAGGCGCCGUGCUGGUAUUUCUGCCAGGCCUCGCUGAGAUCAAGAUGCUCUACGAACAGCUCCAGUCCAACAGAAUGUUCAACAACAGGGGUGCAACCAGAUGUGUGGUGUAUCCACUUCACUCAACUUUGUCCAACGAGGAGCAGCAGGCAGUUUUCAGUCGGCCUCCAGAAGGAGUCACAAAGAUCAUCAUCUCCACCAACAUCGCUGAGACUUCGGUAACCAUUGACGACGUGGUGUAUGUCAUUGACUCCGGCAGGAUGAAGGAGAAAAGGUAUGAUGCAUCUAAAAGCAUGGAGAGCCUGGAGGACUCGUGGGUUUCUCGGGCCAACGCACUGCAGAGGAAGGGUCGAGCGGGUCGCGUGGCCUCGGGGGUCUGCUUCCACCUCUUCACCAGCCACUGCUUCCAACACCAGCUGGCUGAACAACAGCUGCCUGAGAUCCAGAGAGUGCCCCUCGAGCAGCUCUGCCUUCGAAUCAAAAUCCUGGACGUUUUCGCGGAGCAGACACUGGAGUCGGUCUUCUGUCGGCUCAUCGAGCCUCCGGCGAUGGGAAGCCUGGACGCGGCCAAGCAGCGCCUUCAGGACCUUGGAGCUCUGACUGCAGAUGAGAAGCUGACCCCGCUGGGCUACCACCUGGCCUGCCUGCCUGUCGACGUGCGCAUUGGAAAACUCAUGCUGUUCGGCGCCAUCUUCCGCUGCCUCGACCCAGCGCUCACCAUCGCUGCCAGUCUGGCUUUCAAGUCGCCGUUUGUGUCACCAUGGGAUAAACGAGAGGAAGCCAAUGAGAAAAAACUGGCCUUUGCUGUGGCCAAUAGUGACCAUCUAGCUUUGUUACAGGCAUAUAAGGGAUGGUGCUGCGCUGCAAAGAACAGUAACCAGGCCGGCUUCCGUUACUGCAGGGAGAACUUCCUGUCUUGGCGUGGUUUGCAGGAGAUCGCCAGUCUGAAGAGACAGUUUGCUGAGCUGCUGUCAGACAUCGGCUUCAUCAAAGAGGGACUGAGGGCCAGAGUUAUUGAGCGAAUGUCCUCCAAAGGCACUGAUGGUAUUUUGGAGGCUACUGGUCCUGAGGCAAACCUCAACUCAGAAAACAUCAAGCUGAUGUCUGCGAUGCUGUGUGCUGCUCUCUAUCCCAAUGUGGUCCAGGUCCGAGCUCCUCAGGGGAAUUACAAGAUGACCAGCAAAGGAGCGAUGAAGAUGCACCCCAAAGCCAACGAGCUGCGCUUCAUGACCAAGAAUGAUGGCUGUGUCCACGUCCACCCCUCGUCUGUCAACUACACGGUUCGACACUACAACAGCCCGUACUUGGUCUACCACGAGAAGGUGAAAACGAGCCGAGUUUUCAUCAGGGACUGCAGCAUGGUGUCCGUUUACGCGCUGGUGCUGUUCGGAGGCGGUCAGAUCAACAAGGACAUCCACAAAGGAGAGUUCGUCAUCUCCCUGGAUGACGGAUGGAUCCGAUUUGCUGCCUCAUCGAAUCAGGUGGCUGACCUGGUGAGCGAGCUGCGCUUUGAGCUGGACCAGCUCCUGGAAGAUAAAAUCAGGAACCCGAGCGUGGACCUGUGCAGCUGCCCUCGCGGCUCACGCAUCAUCCACAUGAUUGUCCACCUCAUCUCCACUCAGUAGCGCCGCUGCUGAGUGUCCCUUUUCGUCACCCUCAAGGGCUUAAGUGCAUGGAGCUCUGCAGUGUAGAUGUCUUUGUGCUCCUACAUCACUGCCACAGUUUCACAUCUCACUCCAAAAAACAAAUCUGGCUGAAAAUUAGUAUUACAUCUACUGAAAAUAAAAACGGGGCCAGUAUUGCGCUUGAAGGACAUUCAUGAACCACUCUGCUGUCAGGUCACACUUUAGUAUCAGUUUACACAGAGCUGUUGUUCUGUCGCUGCACAAAGCAAAUUUUGCCUUCACUGAAAAAAAGAAGAAAAACGGCUCCAUGCAGGUGAUCGAUAAACCUCUAGCAUUGUAGUUACUGGAUUGCUUUGUUUCAAAAGUCUUAUUUUGAUAUUUGAAAUGCAGCAAAAGAAAGGAUCUUGUGUUUUGAUGCCGUUCUGCUGCAGUAUGUGCAGUGAACUGGCACACAGUCGAUUGAGUUGAUGUCACCUGUAUUUGUAUACAGUGCAUUUUUAAUUUGGGUUGUGCGUCUCGCUCACAACAGAGGAUUUUUUGGGUCCAUAUUGGAUGUCUUAACCCUAAGCGGACUAUUUAUUUGUGAUGCAUGAUUGAGAGAUCCAAGAGCUUCUGCAUGGUGUUCAGUUGCUUUACAUUUGCUGAAUGUAUCUAAAUAUUACAGUGAUGUCAAAACCACAUUUUCACAAUGUGAAUGCAAGGGCUUUUUAAAUAUGGGGCAGAUUUUGUGGGAGUUGCCAAAGAAUUUAAAAGCUUUUGUCUUAACACAUGAAGAUUUCCACUGCACGAUAAAUAAAAAAAAAAGUGAAUAAA
Messenger RNA from Acanthochromis polyacanthus (spiny chromis), 5280 nucleotides. RefSeq names its product DEAH (Asp-Glu-Ala-Asp/His) box polypeptide 57 (gene dhx57). Gene Ontology annotation, molecular function: protein binding; metal ion binding; ATP binding. Lineage: Eukaryota; Metazoa; Chordata; Actinopteri; Pomacentridae. The transcript is spliced from 25 exons. Gene Ontology annotation, cellular component: intracellular anatomical structure. The record is from RefSeq and is a predicted model, not a curated record. Bases 124 to 4467 code for a protein of 1447 amino acids.